Molecule: messenger RNA, 2119 nt
Organism: Lutra lutra (Eurasian river otter)
Lineage: Eukaryota; Metazoa; Chordata; Mammalia; Carnivora; Mustelidae
Gene: CLHC1
Product: clathrin heavy chain linker domain containing 1
Exons: 13
Coding region: 243-2012 (589 amino acids)
Source: RefSeq, a predicted model, not a curated record
AUUGUAGUUUUCCACUGCUUUCUUCUAGUUAGGACUACUUGUCCCAAGAUGCAAUUCCACACCUACGGUUCCCUAGUAACUAUCUACAAGCGUUGGAGUCAGUGUUGGAGAAAGGGAUUCAGUUCAUCAACAUAAAGUAAAUUAGGUCUUUAAAACUUUGGCUUACCAAAGUUUUGGCUUUGUUGGAAAAGCAAGUCAAGACUUAAGUCUUCUCUGGUGAACAAGUGUGCAGAUUGUGACAUAUGUCCAUUCAAGAAAUAAAUAAACAUGCAGUUCUCCCUCCUAUCAUUAGUAGGAGUGACAAGGAAUUUUUGGAAAGUAUGCAAAGAUACAUAAUCACAGAAACUGAAAGAGUGGGCUGUAACGAGGAAGGACCUGCUGAUGAAUAUUACAUCAUAUACCGAAACGUUUUUGAUAAGGUAAUAGAGUAUGUCACUGCAUACAAAUCCAUUCUUACUUCAAUCAAAAAAGAAUAUGAUGGCUUUAUUGAGACAGUGAAGGAAGGCCAAAGAGCUGCAUUUUGUCUUCAUGGAAAACUUAAAGCUUUGGCAGCAGAGCCCACAGCAUUGGUGUAUCACAGGAAAAGAACAAUCCAACUUGAAGCAAAAAUGAGGGUUAUUGAAAAUAAUUCCUCAAAGAUUCAAUUGCAGAUAGACAAAAUGAAACAACUUAGGGCAGAAUAUGAGGCAAAAGAAGUAAGAUAUCAUACUUUCUCCAAAGAUCCUUCAAAACCUAUUCCAGGCAUGACUCUCCAAGAAUCUGUCAAUUUAGUUGCUCUCACUAAAUACCUGAAACAUCUGGAAGAUAAAUAUGCUGAAAUUAAACAGGCUAUGUUGAAAAAAUACGUACCAAUUCAGAGAAAGGCCGAGUUAGAUGAGGAAAUGAUUGUGACGUUAAAACGGAGAGAUUUAGCUGAAAAUCUGAACAAACAAUUACAGUUUCGUCAUCAGAGACUGCAGAUUAUUUCAAAUGCACUUAUUUCCUGGGUAAAAUCUGAUAUGAGCAGCUCAUUUGAAGACUUUGUAGAGCAUAUUCAGAAAACUAAAAGUUUACCUGUAAUUAUAGGUGAUGAAGGCAUUGUUGAAGAACUGCUUGAAGACGAUCCAGGCAAGGCAAAAGGAGCUGAAAUUUUGCUUUGCUACAUUGAAAGGUUCAGUGAAUUAAUGUCGCUUGGUGAAUAUGAAAAGGCGGCUUGUUUUGCAGCAAACAGUCCUAGAAGAAUUCUUCAAAACAUUGGGACAGUGAAUAAAUUUAAGGCUGUUGGAAAGAUUAGAGGCAAGCCUUUUCCAUUACUCUUAUUUUUUGAGGCCAUCUUUAGCACAAGUCAUGCAUAUAGACGUCCUAUUAAUGCAGAACUAACCCUGGAAGGAAUCAAAUGUGGAUUAUCUGAAAAACGUUUAGAUUUAGUUAUCAAUUGGGUCACCCAGGAAAGGCUCACGUUUUCUGAAGAGUUGGGGGAUGUGAUUUAUGAUUAUGGGGAACAGGAUACUUAUAACAAGGCCAGGUGCCUGGCUUUAGCUCAGAUGAUCUACAGUGAAUGUGGCCUGCACCAGAAAGCUCUUCUUUGCAUAUGUAAACAGGGCCAGAUUCCUGGGGCCAUGGAAUACAUACAGCAAUUCAAGGACUUUACUUAUGAUGACCUGAUGCAGUUAAUAAAGUUAUGUCCUCACAUCGAAUUAAUUCAGUGUCUGACUAGAGAAUGGAAUGGGAAACCACCAUCUUUAUCUUUUGGUCUUGCUAUACUUCAUCUGUUUUCUGUAGAUCUGAAAAAAGUUGGCAUUAAGCUACUUCAAGAAAUAAGUAAAGGUGGGAAAAGCAUAGUCGAACAUCUUAUGAUAAAUGAUCCAUUUUUCUCAUUAGAAAACUGGCAAGAAAUAGCAAAUAUAAGUUUACAGAAUGGCUUUGACCAGUUAUCUCAAGACAUCAUGUCCAUUCUUCGCUCUCAGGCUGGAGUAACUGAAAUUUCUGAAGAGGAUGAUACAGUCAACUUAAUGGAACAUGUUUUUUGGUAGUUCUGUGUCUUAACCAGCUGAGGGAGCUUAUAUAACAUUUUAUGUGUAUUGGUUGGGCAAACUAAUUUUGGCAUACUUAACUUAAAAAUAAAUGUAAAGUAAGAAGC